Molecule: messenger RNA, 804 nt
Organism: Rhodamnia argentea
Lineage: Eukaryota; Viridiplantae; Streptophyta; Magnoliopsida; Myrtales; Myrtaceae
Product: ubiquitin-60S ribosomal protein L40
Exons: 5
Coding region: 133-519 (128 amino acids)
Biological process (GO): translation; protein ubiquitination; modification-dependent protein catabolic process
Cellular component (GO): ribosome; cytoplasm; nucleus
Molecular function (GO): protein tag activity; ubiquitin protein ligase binding; structural constituent of ribosome
Source: RefSeq, a predicted model, not a curated record
AACGUCAGCCUCGAGUAGCAAAAGCCCUAAUUCUCUCCCUCCCGGCGGAGAGAACUCCAUUUUCGUCCGCCGCAAGACGGAGGUGCUGCUAUCUGCAGGAGGAGGAAGAGAGGAGGCUCGAAGUGAGAGAAGAUGCAGAUCUUCGUGAAAACCCUGACCGGCAAGACCAUCACUCUCGAGGUUGAGUCCAGCGACACCAUCGACAAUGUCAAGGCCAAGAUUCAGGACAAGGAAGGAAUUCCGCCGGACCAGCAGAGACUGAUCUUCGCCGGGAAGCAGCUCGAGGAUGGCCGCACGCUCGCUGAUUACAAUAUCCAGAAAGAGUCAACUUUGCACUUGGUGCUGAGGCUUCGCGGUGGCAUCAUAGAGCCAUCCUUGAUGGCACUGGCUAGGAAAUACAACCAGGACAAAAUGAUAUGCCGCAAAUGCUAUGCGCGCCUGCACCCUCGUGCUGUCAACUGCAGGAAAAAGAAGUGUGGGCACAGCAAUCAGCUGAGGCCAAAGAAGAAGAUCAAGUAGAUUGCUGACCAGCUGCCGAUUGGGUGGCAAAUGUUUCUGAGAGAUGGUAUCACAGAAAGUUUAGAUAGGUCUCUAGCUAUCGAGAUUUGGGCAUUAUGUCGUGUGAUUGUGAUGCAGAUGGUAUAUGACAUGAGUUCGAGCGAUUUCGUAUGUUGUCGUGAAUGAUCUUCCUUUUUCUGAUUCUGAUUCUGCUUAUUAACUCAUUAUGGCGGUCUUCUAGUCCAUGCCCGUUUGAGUUUCACCAAACCCUUUAGUAACUUGUGGAUUUUGGGUUUUACUGGGGAA